Echinostoma caproni is the source of this 1428-nucleotide messenger RNA. NCBI's taxonomy places the organism in Eukaryota, Metazoa, Platyhelminthes, Trematoda, Plagiorchiida, Echinostomatidae. The record is from the annotation of a GenBank genome assembly.
CCACAGUCGGAUGCGAUACUUCCCACGGAUUUAGUUUAUUUGAGAAAUGAAGUUGUAAUGAACGAGGCCGAAUUGAAUCCGGGUUCCUCAUGGUUUCGUGUAUUGCGUAAGAAAAGCGCAGCUGGGAAUCUAUUCGACGAUAAACACAAUAUUGACGAGUUUGGGUCCACAGUUGGAUCUCGUCUGUGGAAGUCCACUUUGGCUGUGAAAAGGAAUCGUAAAAGCUCUCAUCAGCGAUACAGUUCAAUUGUUAACCACCUUUUGGAUUUUGGUUCCGGAGACGCGCAUCUCUUCCGUUCUACUGGUCCUCGUGGCUCCUACAUCCGUCAUAAAAACAGUUUGAUUGCCGAUCCAUUUCAACGGAUAGACAUUUUCUUCUCAGCAAGUUUGGCCAAUUUAGGACCAAGAGACGCCUACUUCAUUCCCCAAUCCGUAAUUGGACGAAAUGAAGGGAACGGCUCCGGCCAGUUAGACGGUAGUCAACACAAUCUGCCCGGACAAAAUUUUAUUCGAUCAUCUUCCGCUCUCCACGGUCGGGGACCUGGAUCCCAUCAUCAUCUAUCAAUCGGUUCAGCCAACAAUUUGCAUCCUCAUUAUAUUGACAGCUCCUUUUCAAUUAAACCCUAUGGUGACCGUCUGAUUUCGAGCGACCGCAGACUACCUACGGAGGAAAUGGGCAGCACUGAGUUGGGCAGUAUGCGAACCGACGAAACUUGCACUCACCGAUUCCGGGAUCGCGUUGUUCAGCUAUUUGAUUUGAAUUUGUUCACCAACGUGCAUUUCCUCUUCCUGUUGCUAAUUGGGGUCACCAAUCAGCUGGCAUAUUUCAUUCCGUUUGUCUAUCUGGUCGAUUACACGAGAAGCAAAGGACUACAGGUGAACCAGGCUGUAGUAAUCAGUGUGAUUUUGGGUUCUUUACACACGGUCGGUCGAAUACUGUCUGGUUUUGCUGCUAACAUGCCUUGGAUUGAUACAGUCUAUCUGAGUGGAUUUGGCACAUUGGCUACAGCUCUAACACACUUGGCUCUGCCGCUGUUAUUCCCAAUCAAUUUUGCUGCACUGGCAGGAUACGCAACCCUUUCUGGAAUGUUUAGUGUCCCGAUGAUUCAUCUAUUGCUCGUCCGAUUCCUGGGUUUGGAGCGACUAACAGCAAGUUACAGUAAUCUGAAUCUGAUCAAAGGAAUAGCUUCGGUGAUUGGACCAAUGGUAGCAGUCGGUCUGGUGGAAUAUACUGGUGAACGAGGUCACUACUUCUUGGUUGCUGGAGUGUGCUUUCUAUUAUCAGCCUUUGCCCAUCUGGGUCUCUGUCGAUUUCCGUGCAGCAAACCACGGGACAAUGAGGACGCAAUAGACGACAGAGCUCGAUGCUGCUUCUGUUUUAGUCCUGGAGCUAAGCCCAGUCAUGAUGAAGAACUUCAAGACUCCUGA